Molecule: messenger RNA, 294 nt
Organism: Morchella sextelata
Lineage: Eukaryota; Fungi; Ascomycota; Pezizomycetes; Pezizales; Morchellaceae
Exons: 5
Coding region: 1-294 (97 amino acids)
Biological process (GO): mRNA splicing, via spliceosome
Cellular component (GO): precatalytic spliceosome; U4/U6 x U5 tri-snRNP complex; Lsm1-7-Pat1 complex
Molecular function (GO): RNA binding
Source: RefSeq, a predicted model, not a curated record
AUGCCGUUCUUCAGUCUGUUUAAAACACUCAUCAAUUUCGAGGUCACGGUCGAACUUAAGGACGGCAUGGUAUUCCGGGGCACUCUCGCUUCCAUCGAUAGCUACUUCAACAUGACCCUCAAAGACAUCACAAUCGUCAACGCGGCCGGAAAUGAAGCAGUUUUGUUCGCAUUAAACAGCAUAUUCCUUCGCGGUAACAGCCUGAGAUAUAUCCACUUGCCUGCAGAUGCGGUGGACACAGCUGCCUUACAGGAUGCGACCAGAGUGGAACAGUGCAAUGAUGUCAACGCCUGA